Messenger RNA from Heteronotia binoei (common prickly gecko), 2860 nucleotides. It is a transcript of the gene CCDC6, whose product is annotated as coiled-coil domain containing 6. The coding region runs from base 1 to 1410 and encodes 469 amino acids. Lineage: Eukaryota; Metazoa; Chordata; Lepidosauria; Squamata; Gekkonidae. The record is from RefSeq and is a predicted model, not a curated record. The transcript is spliced from 9 exons.
AUGGCGGACAGCGCCAGCGAGAGCGACACGGACGGCGCGGGGGGCAGCGGGAGCGGAGGCGGCGGGCCGGGGGCGCUUCCCGGCUGCCCUGCGGGGCCUGGCCCGGCGGCGGGGGGCAGCAAAGCGGGCGGCAUCGUGAUCUCGCCCUUCCGCCUGGAGGAGCUGACGAACCGGCUGGCGUCGCUGCAGCAGGAGAACAAGGUGCUCAAGAUCGAGCUGGAGACCUACAAGCUCAAGUGCAAGGCGCUGCAGGAGGAGAACCGCGACCUGCGCAAGGCCAGCGUCACCAUCCAAGCAAGAGCAGAGCAAGAAGAGGAAUUUAUCAGUAAUACCCUGUUUAAGAAGAUUCAGGCUUUGCAGAAGGAGAAAGAGACACUUGCAGUGAACUAUGAAAAGGAGGAAGAAUUUCUCACUAAUGAGCUCUCGAGGAAGCUGAUGCAGCUGCAGCACGAGAAGGCUGAACUAGAGCAGCAUUUAGAACAGGAGCAGGAAUUCCAAGUGAACAAACUGAUGAAGAAGAUUAAAAAACUGGAAAACGAUACCAUUUCAAAGCAGCUGACUCUGGAGCAGCUAAGACGCGAGAAGAUUGACCUUGAAAAUACACUAGAACAAGAACAAGAAGCGCUAGUGAAUCGCCUCUGGAAGAGAAUGGAUAAACUUGAAGCUGAAAAACGAAUUUUACAGGAGAAAUUAGACCAACCCGUGUCUGCUCCUCCAUCACCAAGGGACAUAUCAAUGGAGAUAGACUCCCCAGAGAACAUGAUGCGGCACAUCAGGUUUCUAAAGAAUGAGGUGGAGAGGUUGAAGAAACAACUGAGGGCAGCUCAGUUACAACAUUCGGAGAAGAUGGCACAGUAUUUAGAGGAAGAACGUCACAUGAGAGAAGAGAAUUUGAGGCUCCAAAGAAAACUGCAGAGAGAGAUGGAACGAAGGGAAGCCUUGUGCAGACAGCUGUCGGAAAGUGAAUCAAGUUUGGAAAUGGAUGAUGAGAGAUACUUUAACGAGAUGUCUGCACAAGGAUUAAGACCUCGCACUGUGUCCAGUCCAAUCCCUUACACGCCUUCACCGAGUUCUAGCAGACCUAUAUCACCUGGUCUCUCAUAUGCAAGCCACACAGUUGGUUUUACUCCCCCAACUUCACUCACCAGAGCCGGCGUGUCUUAUUAUAACAACCCAGGCCUUCAUGUGCAGCACAUGGGACCCUCCCAUGGUAUUACAAGGCCUUCACCACGAAGAAGCAACAGCCCUGACAAAUUCAAACGCCCCACGCCUCCUCCUUCUCCAAAUACGCAGACCCCACUGCAGCCUGCUCCACCCCCUCCACCGCCCCCCGUGCAGCUGCCGGUCCAUUCCUCAACCUCCCAGUCAGCCUCUUUCCCACACUCGAUGCAUCCUUCAUCUCAGCCUUAGUGCACGCGCUCAGCAAAUCUGUCUUCAGAGUCGGACUCAUGACACCCGAGCAGUUUACUACAAGCCAAAGGCUUACAACGGCAUAUUCGGAUUUGACUUAUUUGCACUGAAGUUUAUCGAGGCUUCACUGUUUAAUUGUGUUGUACAUGUUUUUUUGGGUGGCGGGGGGUUUCUCCGCAGGCUGCUUCAAAACGGUCACAUGUUUCGUACACAGAAAGCACUUGAGUGUCGGUGAUAGCGUGAAGCUUACACGUAGAGGAUAAAACGUGGCAGCCUGCGUGGCCGUGCUUAGUGUUACACAGAUGUGUCUUCCGUGCAAGAAGCGUGUUGUAUUUUGAAGCGGUCCUAACAUGCAGCCAGUGUUGUGGAUCUACAACACUAAUUUAAAGAAACAAAGAUUCCAUCAGUGUUUUACUUGAACUUAACGUGUAUGUCCAUUCUCUUGGCUGGAACGUUUGCUCCUUUGUUUGAUAUUACGGCAUUUUGUUCUGCUGAGACCCCAAAGCUUUAUUCUCCCCCCACCCCGGGCUUCUAGGUUUGUAAGAUGAAAGGGACAGCUUUUUAUAUUUUUUCAUGACGAUUUGCUUAUAAAUUUACAGGCAUGGGCUGUAUAUUAUGAACUCCCAAGACAGUACAGUUGCAUUUUGAGCUUAUAUGUUAUAUUAGCACUACAUUUUAGUUAAAUGACAAAAAGUGCAGCUUUUUAGUGCAAAAGAGAAAGUCAGACAGCUCCAUGCCCAAGCUCACUUUUUUUCUUAACAUCAUCCCUUAAUUUUCAGAUACAUCGUUAAACUUUGAAUACUUUUUUUUUUCCUCCAGUGUGUGGUACAGUCGGAAGUUCAGUGUGGGAAGCCUGACUUGUCGAAGUAUAUAGAAUGUAUCGAUCCAUGAACCUUAAGAGUUGAUUGUUUUCAUUUCUCUUUCAUGUUGAUCUGUAAAAACUGUCCGUACUGUUGUUUUUUUCCAUCACAAUGAUCUUCUGUGAAGUGUGGUGCUGCCAACAAGAUCCUUGUGGCUGAUUCAAGUGUGUUCUCUGAUUUCUGCCAUUAAAAAAAAAACAAUUUGCAUUAAAAACAAACAAACAAAAAAAGGCUGAUCUCUCCCCCGGCCCCCCGGUUUAAAAAUAUAAUAAUUGUGUGACACUCCCCAUCCUCUCCACUCUGGAAGUCUGAGCAACUGUUGUAUGCAUUCAAAGAAGAAUCAGAAAGAAGAUAUGAUUGAAAGUGCACAUUUAUAGCAGCGUAUUGGUAUAACAGCCGAAAAAUGUUAUAUUGCUUGGUAGGAAAAAAAAAAAAAAAAGGACAGAUUUACAGAGGAAGUUAAGUGAUGAUAGCAGAUGCAUAUUUAGCAGCAUAAGCCGGUACAAUGUAUAAAGAAAUGUAUUCUGAAAUACAUUCUUUCCAUUUAACACAAAUAAAUUGUUUGGUUUCACUUUGCAGUGGAACAACAA